Molecule: messenger RNA, 618 nt
Organism: Colius striatus (speckled mousebird)
Lineage: Eukaryota; Metazoa; Chordata; Aves; Coliiformes; Coliidae
Cellular component (GO): intermediate filament
Molecular function (GO): structural constituent of cytoskeleton
Source: RefSeq, a predicted model, not a curated record
AUGAAGCUGGAGAAGGGCUUAGAGAACAAUCUUGUGCACUGCUGUCUCACGUCCAAUGUUUCAGCAGGAACUAACUGCACCACUCAGCUUGGGGCCGUCUGCAAACUUGCCGAGAGUGCGUUCGAUUCCAGCGUCUAUGUCACUGAGGAAGAAGGGAGAUACUAUUGGUCCCGCUUGUCAGAAAAUUACUACUUCCAGAGAGGGCCUCUGGGCCUGAGGCAGUGCGGGACUACUAUAAAAGGCAGCCCAACUCUCUGCUCUCCCAUCCACUUCUCUCGCCUCCUUCUCCUUGGCAGCCAGGUGCACCUCUUGCCCACAGACAUGUCCUGCUGUAGCCCAUGCCAGCCCUGUGGCCCCACCCCGCUGGCCAACAGCUGCACUGAGCCCUGUUGCAGGCAGUGCCAGAGCUCCACCGUCGUCAUCGAACCCUCUCCUGUGGUGGUGACCCUGCCCGGCCCCAUCCUCAGCUCCUUCCCGCAGAACACCGUUGUGGGCUCCUCCACCUCCGCUGCCGCCGGCAGCAUCCUCAGCAGCCAGGGAGUGCCCAUCUCCUCCGGGGGCUUUGACCUCUCCUGCCUUACCAGAGGCUACUGUGGCAGCAGGUGCCGCCCCUGCUAA